Molecule: messenger RNA, 1536 nt
Organism: Xenopus tropicalis (tropical clawed frog)
Lineage: Eukaryota; Metazoa; Chordata; Amphibia; Anura; Pipidae
Gene: plscr4
Product: phospholipid scramblase 4
Exons: 7
Coding region: 190-807 (205 amino acids)
Biological process (GO): plasma membrane phospholipid scrambling
Molecular function (GO): phospholipid scramblase activity
Source: RefSeq, a predicted model, not a curated record
UGUUUAUCUCCCUCCCAUUCUCCUUCUUUAUGAGGGAAAUAAGUAACUUCCAUUUCGCGUCCCUGUUCCUGGAUUCCGGAGCGGCUCCGGCGUUAGGGAAGGGCAAAUAUUCCUCUCUAUCUCCUGAUAAGCAGCGUUUGUGCAUUCCCAGUGUGGCCCACAGGGUUCCCAUAACCUCCCCCAGGCAGAAUGGCAGGAACCCCAGUGAUACCCCCCGGUCUGGAGAACCUCCUGCAGAUGGAUGAGAUUUGGAUCAAACAGACACGACACAGCACAUUUCAGAACCACUGCACGUACGAUCUUCUAACCCCGAGUGGGGCCUUGUUGUACCGCGCUGAGGAGACAAGGGAAUGCUGUGGGCCUCGCUUUGAUGUAUCGGUCCAGAACCUCCACGGGCAACAAGUUCUUUCUCUUCUUCUGCCUUCCUCCUAUUGUACCUGGGAGACUCAGUUGCAGGUCUUCUCGGGCACUGGAACGCUCCUUGGGUACAUCAAUAAGACUUGGGCGAGUAUGAACUUCACUAUCCUGACGCCCACCAGAGAGAAGUCCCUGGAAGUGCAAGGCCCCGGCUGGGGCGGUGGGUUCAUGUCUGAUGUCAACUUCCAGGUGACCAUGUACGGCAGCCAUGCAGCCUUUGGCUUGAUCACUCGUGUCUGGAGAGGGGUGAAGAAGGAAUUUUUUAGCCCAAACGACUAUUAUGCAAUAAAGUUCCCUCGUGACCUGGAUGUGAAUGUGAAAGCUCUGUUGGUGGCCUGCACCAUUUAUAUUGAUUUUACUUAUUAUGAAGCAAGAAAUCGAAGGUCCUGAUUGGCCCUGGAGAACGUUUAAGCCUCAGUGAGAAGAGGACUUGGGUCGGCUGGGGCACAUGUAUGGGGCAAAUGUAUAGUUUGGGGUCACAAUGAUGUCCUCCCUUACCCCAAUCACAUCUCUGGGCCAUGGAUUUGUUCUUUACUUGCCCCGGGCCACCCUGACCCCCCACCCUUACCUUCAGGAGCUUCGGUGCAGGUUAAGGGAAGGGAGAGGCCAUGGUGGAUCUAAAUGCCCCAAUAUGGGGUAAUUGCAAUGUUGUUGUGUUCUUAUCCUACCACCCAGCCCCUGCUUUCCAAAGGCCACGCCCAGUAACGCUAAGCCACGCCCUUCAUGUCACCUCUUCCCACCCACUUCCAGGUCCGUGAUCCAGGAUGACAGAAUGAAAAUGAAGACAAUUGGGGGGUUACUGGUGGGCUGCCUCGUGCCCCAGGAAGGGGCAAGUUACACACAGUAUAUUGAGUUAUAUUGCACUGGGUUUAUAUAAAGCUUUAAUAGACUUUAACCAAAAAUGUCCUGUAGCCUCAAUAAAUAUCUGUAUUCUUUGUAUCUUGACAUUUUAUAGCAGAAAUAGUCACUUUUACUAGAAGGGGUCACUUUCAUGUUAAUAAAUGGGUUCAUUUGUUGGAGGCUGCCCUUGAUGUAUUUAGUUGUUUCUCUGUGUAUUUAUAGUGGAAAAGCAGCUGCCGCCUCUCUCUGUAUAUUUACAAUAAAUCUGUUUAUUUACAA